Messenger RNA from Hemibagrus wyckioides, 2495 nucleotides. RefSeq names its product atonal bHLH transcription factor 1a (gene atoh1a). NCBI's taxonomy places the organism in Eukaryota, Metazoa, Chordata, Actinopteri, Siluriformes, Bagridae. Bases 1027 to 1830 code for a protein of 267 amino acids. The record is from RefSeq and is a predicted model, not a curated record. The transcript has a single exon. Gene Ontology annotation, molecular function: protein dimerization activity.
CUGUGCUUUAUGUUUUAUCCAUUAGACGCUUUUUACCUAACAGGGCGUUUCUUCAGUCUAAUCAAAAGAGCUUGUUCUAAAGAAAAUGAAACUUGAGAUGGUUGCAACAUUCAGCGCUCACAAGGGAAGUAUUGGGUUUUUUCACAUACAAAAAGAACCUAAAUAAGUGUUAACGUGAGUAAUAUGCAUUUGUCGUUAGAUCUUUUUUUAUAUAUAUACUUUUUUAGUUUAAAUUCCGUGGUAAUUAUAUGACAUAUUAGAUAUCUUAAGGGCGUUGUGUUUGAUUAAAUCAUGGAUAGGUUUUCAGCAUAGGCUACACUGAAAUAUUUCAUUCGCUUAUUAAACUUUUACAUAAACCUCUCUAAACUACUUAAACCGGGUAGUGAGUUUUAAAGAAAUAAUUUAGGCUGGCAUGAUCUGUGACAGAAAACAGGAUUAAAGGUGUGAUAAAGGCGUAAGCUAUUUGCUGUCUCAUUUGAGAAUAUUAAGAAAUGGAUAGAGUAAAUUUUGUCCAGUCUGUCCCAUUAGCCUUUUCUUUGCUUUGGGUGCAUUUGCAUGCCCAUGCCAGCUGCACUGUGGAACACACGCCUGUGUGUGUUUUGCACCCUGCUCGCGCUCUCCACAUUCCUGCACCUUUCUGCGCGCGUCCUGUGGGACAACCCAUUGUGAUAAUAACACUCCAGUUAAACAGGCAGCGGUACUAUAAAAAAAAAAGUUUGGACAUAAUAACCUGUCUCGAGUUCUCUGCGGCUUUCUCAUUGGUCGGUCACACGCGCCUGCCCCGAGUGCUCUUAUUGGUCAAAGCGCCACGCGACCGGCUUGAGAAGGGGGGCUCCCAGGCGCGUGCCGCUUUUAAAAACGGCGCGUCGCAUAGAGACACCCAGUAAAGAAAUCCUCCUGUGGAAGGAGUACGCGCAACAGGUGCAGGAAGGAGAGCAGAGCCCCCGUCACCUCACACACACUCACCGUUAAUUCAUAUCUUUUUGGAAACCUCCGUCCCGACGUGACGAAAACAAACACACGAAAAUGGACGUCAUGGCUAACUCUUGCGAAGACGCGAGGACGGUGGAGUCUGACGCGGCGCGUGGGGAGCGCUUUCCGCUCACUUUGGCGCUGAUGGAAGGCGGCGAUGCACGCGCCUGGCUCGCUCCUGCACACGCGGAAUACCUGCCGCACAGCUCGGGGUCCUCAAGCACGGAGGGCGUGUCCGGUUCGCACUUAAACAAGGGCGCAAGGGUGGGGGGCGCCGUACGUGUGCGCGAGCUGUGCCGCCUCAAGGGAGCGACACGAGCGGAUGAGGGCAGGCAGCGCGCCCCGACCAGCAAGCCCGCCAACGUGGUGCAGAAGCAGAGACGCAUAGCGGCGAACGCACGAGAGCGCCGGCGCAUGCACGGUCUGAACCACGCCUUCGACGAGCUGCGCAGCGUCAUCCCCUCCUUAGACAACGAGAAAAAGCUGUCCAAGUACGAGACACUCCAGAUGGCACAGAUCUACAUCAACGCGCUGUCCGACCUGCUGCGUGCUCCCGGCGCAGAGGAUGACGCGCAUAAUGGUGAUGUGCUGCCGCCCGUCUUCGGAGGUGAGAGAUCACCAAACUCGUUUCCUGUUCAGCUCGCCGGCGUGUCAUUCCCGUAUGAGGAAGACGCGUUUGUGUCGCUCGGAGCGAGUAAGUCUGCCUCCGAAUGCAGCAAAGACUCCCCGCGGUCGAGUCGGAGCGAUGGAGAGUUCUCGCCACACUCGCACUUCAGCGACUCGGACGAGCCACACGCGGAGCUGCACAGUGAAGACGAGCUGUGUGAACUGAAGCUGAGUCGCCACCGCGCCUUUUAGAGACGCUCAAAGAGAUCCAGAUGUCCGUCAGUUCUUCGUGUCAAUCGUAUUCGCCCUAUAUUUUUGUAACAGGUUUAAGUUUGAAUUGGUUGUCUUGACUUCGAUUUCAUGACCAUCUGAAUUGUACGCCGUUGUUGUUAUUGUUGUAGUUUUCAGUAACUUGUACGCCAAUAGAAUCUGUUUGCCUUGUCGUGACAUUGGCGAGAUUCCCCACGCCACGUCAACUGCCGCGCGCAGCAGUGCCAUGGGCCCGAAUGUCAUGCAAAAACUUUGUCUUCCGAAAAAAAGUGACCCAAUUUGUGCAAAUACGACAAGAAUACGAUUGUUUUUUUUGUUUGUUUGUUUGUUUGAUUGUUUGUUUUUUAACUCGAUGAAUUUGCAACUUCUAAACUUCACUUGCACUUUAAAUACGGGCCAUAGGCUUGAGAAACACGCUUUGUAAUAGAACGAGUUUUUUCUGUUGUUUGUAUGUAGUCUAGUUAUGCCAAUUUGUCAAGGAUAUUUAAUAUAGCCAUUAGAUGUUUUGUACAUUUGUUAAGUUUGAAUAUUCGAUUUCGACGCGAGGUUAUUAUUUGUAUUCAACUUCUGCUUGGAGAUGCCGGUUAAAGUGUCUAUUUAUUUCCGUUUGCCUUAUCUUUUUUUAAAUGUUGAAAAUUAGCAAAUUU